CGAGAUUAAAGGAUUGGCAUGCAGUGCAUCCUGGGAACAUCGAAUCCCGUCAUCAUGGCAGUUCGUGCUCUCAGCCUAGUGCUCCUUUUUACAUUUGUCUCGGUCAUCUUCGGAUUGCCGACUACACCUGUGCCAGAACCAGCUGUAAAUACACAAGAAGAACACACAUUGUCGACCGAACUGUUACCGCCGCCCGUAGACGAAAAGGAACACCAUGCUACAAUCUAUAUAAUUAAUUUGUACGCCGUAAAAAAUGGUAGCAGCAACGCAUCGGAGGAAAUGUUUCAAAAUGAAGUCGUAGAAACGAUACCUGACAUAUUGGAGCCGCUGGUCUCCGUUCUCCUAGUAAUAGACGACGAUGAAAACGAAGAGUUA
Messenger RNA from Temnothorax curvispinosus, 375 nucleotides. RefSeq lists its product as uncharacterized. The annotation marks the transcript as partial. The record is from RefSeq and is a predicted model, not a curated record. Lineage: Eukaryota; Metazoa; Arthropoda; Insecta; Hymenoptera; Formicidae. The transcript is spliced from 3 exons.